This is a messenger RNA of Plectropomus leopardus (leopard coralgrouper), 3374 nucleotides long. RefSeq names its product leiomodin 1b (smooth muscle) (gene lmod1b). Gene Ontology annotation, molecular function: actin binding; tropomyosin binding. Gene Ontology annotation, biological process: muscle contraction; myofibril assembly; pointed-end actin filament capping. Gene Ontology annotation, cellular component: cytoskeleton; myofibril; striated muscle thin filament. The record is from RefSeq and is a predicted model, not a curated record. NCBI's taxonomy places the organism in Eukaryota, Metazoa, Chordata, Actinopteri, Perciformes, Serranidae.
CACUGGUACCCUUUCUUGCAGGACUGAGAGUCCAGCCUCUUUGCACCAGGAUUGAUGCCUCUGGUGGCUUUUUGGUGAGCAGGACGCAACGGGACAGCAGGACGCCAGCUUUGACCUAUGGGAAUACUCAACUUCUCACCAUAGGAGAGAAAUCAAGCAAUAAUCAGAUUUGAAAUCAAAGGAUUUACUGUAGCGGCACUUCCAAAGACACUACAUUUCUUUGUUUUUUUCUUCACGGGUGCAGCUUUUACCCCAGUUUUUUUUAGGCAACCAUGUCCAGGAGAAAGGUGAGAGGCCUGACCCGUACAGGCCGUCAGGUCAGCGAGGACCCAGAUCUGGACAACCUGCUGUCCACCCUCUCCCCCGAGGAGGUGGAGGAGCUGGAGAAGGACAUGAUGAAAGUGCCGGACCUGAAGCCAGAGGAUGGGAAGAUCAUCGUGCAAGGGGAGAGCCAAGCUGCGCAGCCACCUACGAGCAACAAUGUCCAGGAUGCUAAACUGGACGGAGGACGGGAGAGUGACCGUAAAGGGCGGCUCAGUGAGAGGGAGAAAUCGUUUGAGGGUGAGGCAAAAAAGGAGAGUCGGAAGCAGGAAUAUCUGAGAAAGAUGGGCCUGAGUCAGGAGGGAAAUGACGACGUGACAGUCGGUCUGAGAAGACAAGCGAGUAUCUCAGGUGAAAAAGAUAUUAAGAGGGACGACAGAAACAGCAAAGGUUCCGAAAGUUCAAGAGAGGAGCGGAGUCGGCUUUCGAGCAGAUUCAGGAAGCAGGAAGGCAGAGAAAGUGACGUGAAAGAGGAGGCUAAAGAAAAACUUGAGGACAAUAAGAUAAGAGACAGGAGAGAAAACCGAGAGAGCACAGGGAACAAAACAAAGGAUAUGAUCUCUAAGUUACAGGAAAAGAAGGACGACAGCAAAGACAAGAAAGAAGACAGCAGGAGAAGAGAUGAGGGCAAAACCAAAGACAUUAUCUCAAAGUUUAAGGAGAAACAAGAAAAAGAUGUGAGCAAGGAAAAGGAGAGAAGAUCAGAAAGUUUUAGGACGCAAGGACUCGUCUCAAAGAUGUUGGAGAAGCAGAGCAAGGUACAAGAAAGCCUGUCUUCGGAGGGUAAAUCUGAAGAGAGAAAGCCCAAAGCCGAAGAGAAAAAAGUUGAAGAUAAAAAACCUGACGUGAAACUUGAGCGACAGCUGUCAGAGAGGGGCGAGGUGCAGGUGAAACAUGACAAGGCAAAGAAAAGAACAGAUAGAGAAGAGCUGGUUAACCAUAGCGACCACGUGAAAGAGAAGGAGAAUAAAGUAGAGGAGAAAAAGGAAAAAGAGGAGAGUAAAACAAAAGUUAAAAAAACAGAGAAAAAUGAGAAACUUGGCAACUGUGUGGCCAAAAACACCCCAAACAGCAAGAUGGAAGAGGAGGAGGAUGAAGACUCGAGCAUGUUUGAUGAGCUCAUGGAACAGGUUCGCAGCAACGACCCCUCCCUUGUUGAGCUCAACGUCAACAACUCGGAGGUCAUCAAGACAAAAACGCUCAUCGAGUUUGCGGAGGCUUUGCACAAAAACACCCACGUUAAGAAGUUUGCUUUGGCUAACUGUCGCGCGGACGACCACGUGGCUUACGCCAUUGCGGGCAUGCUACGCACUAACAAAACGAUCAUCAGCAUCAACGUGGACUCCAACCAUCUCACCGGCAAAGGCAUCCUGGCUCUGAUCCAGGCGCUGGCACACAACUCCACACUUACUGAGCUUCGUUUUCAAAACCAGCGUCACAUCUGCGGUGGGAAGACCGAGAUGGAGAUGAUUAAGAUCCUGAAAGAGAACACCACACUGCUCAAACUGGGCUACCACUUUGAGUUAGCCGGACCCAGAAUGACCACGACAAACAUCCUGAGUCGCAACAUGGACCGACAGAGGCAGAAGCGCCUACAGGAGCAGAAGCAGGCCCAAGCCAACGGCGAGAAGAAGGGGGCGCUGGAGGUACCCAAGGUGGGCGGCGGAGGGUCUCUUAGAAACUCGCCCAAAGCUUCACCUAAACCUUCACCCAUACCGUCACCAAUGCCAUCACCAAAGCUGACUCCUAAAAAAGGAGCUGGAGGUCCACCACCGCCUCCGCCUCCUCCUGGGGGUGGACCGCCACCUCCCCCGCCUCCCAUGCUGGAUGUUGACACCCUGAGGAACUCUCUGACCCCGGUGUCGCAGAGGAAGCUGGAUGGGAAAAGCCCAGGCGGUAGUAAGAACUCAAGGGACCAACUGCUUGCCUCGAUCAGAGGAAGCGACAAGAAACAACUCAAGAAGGUGCCUGUGCCAAAGUGGUUGCAGUAAUCUUUGCUGAAGAGAGAGGGACAUUUCACCAAAGGUUAUUAAGGAGAUAAACUCUCCCUCGGACGCGGUCAGAGAACUGCGCUGUGGGACUGAUGGAGAAAGAGAAUUUGUUGGAUGAUAAGCUCUCACUAUGAGUUCUCCCCUCAAACACUGGACCAAAAGGACUCUGUGGAGAAUGAGUGAUGCAGGGCUCUGUAUCAGCCGACUGCGGAGCGUGCCAUGAGUGUUAUGGUUGUUUGUCUUCAGUACAUAUUGACGCUUUUUGCACUAGAUAAUAUGAAGCCGAUCAUAUAACAUGUUGUGUAUGCAUCUGAAUGUGAGAGCGGUGGGAGCGUGAGCUUAUUAAUAGUAAGAUAUUCAAAUAACUCUUUAUAAAAUUCUAAUAUACAAAAAGUGAUAUAGUGGACAUUAAUUUGACCGUUUUAUUUAUUUGUGGAGAGGGAAUCCACCUUUUACUUGUAAAUCCGUUCAAACUGGGAAUUCUGAAAUGGCGGAAAUAUCAGGGAAUUAACAAACAUGGCGGCCUGACUGAAAAGAAAAAAUCUGGAUAACAAAAUAUAAAAGGUCAAGGUGGUCUUUGAUUGUGUGUCUCAUUGCCAAAUCUCAAGACAUCUCAGGCAGGGUUUAAUUGAUUUGGAAAGUGGCCCAGUGGAAUCCUGGUGCAUGACGAAAGAGUUAAGCAUGGAAAUAAUUAUAUAAUGCAUUUUUAUCAGGAAGUGCAAACGGCUGUCCUUCAGUAUCUGAUGUUAUAUUUUGUACAGGAUCAUUCUAGCCUGGGGGUUUGGAUACCUUACAUAACGUGUAACGUAAUGCAUCCACAUGUCUUAACCUAAAGGGGAUUUGUAAAAACCAUUACUGGCUUGUAUCACCCCUCCUGUCGAUUUAUGCCAUACUUUAAACUGAAUGUCAUUUCCAAAGGAGUUUAAUGUGAUAAACGAACAAUCAGAGUUGGAAUUCAUAUGUGCGCUGAAGGAUUCUCUGUCAUAUCUGACUACACAUGCCUUUCUUACAGAGCCUGUAUGUCUUCAAUAAAAGAUUCUGGUAUGUUUGCCAUGACAGUCA